AUGUCCCACAGAAAUUACGACGUCAGUAUCUGGGGCGUUACUGGCUACACUGGCCGCUUCGGGGCCGAGUGCUGCUUCAAGCAAAAUGCGCUCAGGAUCGAAAAAGGCCAGACGCCUCUCCGGUUUGCGUUCGCGGGCAGGAAUGAGCCGGAGAUGCAGAGGAUCGUCGAAGGCCUCUGCGCGCAAUAUCCCACAGCGCCAAGACCGGAUGUAGUGACGGCUACGCUAGAAGAGAAUGAUAUGCGCUUAGAAAAAUUAUGUACAAACACGCGUGUGCUAGUCUCAUAUUCUGGCCCCUACAGCUUAUUUGGUGAACGGAUUGUGCAGGCAUGUAUUUCGUCAAGCACCCACUACAUUGAUAUCACUGCGGAAUUAACUUGGGUCCAGAGCAUCGCAGUCAAGUACGGAACAGAGAUAAAGGAGAAGAAUCUCAAGUUCGUCUCAUGUUGCGGCUUUGAUUUUCUGCCCAAUGACUUAAUGAUGGCGCAACUGUCGGAAGUUUGUGCGUCCAACAAGAUUGUGGAGGCCUGGGGAGGGCUUGACGCGCUUGAUACGGUCACGCAUACCUUCAGUCAGAGUACUCCGAUGGUUAGCGGGGGAACGGCUAGAUCCGCAAUGGAGAUGAUCAGAACAUUGGGUUUUAAAAACACUCUGCGUUGGUACUUGGAUCCCUUUGCCAUCUGCAACUCUCUGCCAAACGGCAGCGCAACCGACAAGAGCAUCUUGAUCCUGCCACGACACGUUGGGGGAAACGAGUAUUGCGCAAAGUACGUCAUGUCCAACUUAAUGUGCAAAUAUGUGCACUGGUCCAAUGAACUCCAGGGAUACAGAUACGGCCGAUCGCUCAAAUACUAUGGAGGUGAAAGCCGCAGAAACUACUUCUGGGCUUUGUGCUGCGGUGCACUCAUGUGGUUCGGCUUCUUCUCCGUUUGGAUCGGCUUCCUCCUCCCCCCCCAAAUCCGAUCCUUGUUACUGCCCACCGUCGGGUCCGGGCCUGGAACGGAUGAACGGAGCUUUAUGUUCUGUCAUCUGAAAGCGGAUUUUAUUCAGCUGACUUCCUCAGAAACUGACUCCCCGGAGAAGAGUCCUCAAUUCGAAGAGGCGCGGGUCGAAGACGAGGCGCGGGUCGAAGACGAGUCGCGGGUCGAAGGGGCGCUCGGUAUGGCCGUAGUGCCUCAGACGACCGGCACUACAACGGAAGCCACAGUUGACGCGGCUACGAUGGACGCGGAGGCGGACGAGGACGAUUCCAAAGGAGAAACGUCUGUGUCUGAAGAUACUAGGAAUCAUUGCGCACUCAAAGAAGUACGCAAGAGCGGAGAGGUGGUGGGUUCCGUCCAUCUCAAAUGGCGAUGGCUUGGUGUAGAGAAUUACGUCUUUGCGGGAUAUGCUUCAGCGUGUGCUGGAAUUUUACUUGCUUCCAAACCCGAAACGUUACCGGAGACCUACGGUUACCUGCCACCGUCUGUGGCCUUUGGGUCUCCUCUAUUAAAGGCUCUUGUGGACGCUGGGAUGCAGGCUACGGAUGCUGAGGUGAGGGAAGACCUGAUGGAAUGA
Molecule: messenger RNA, 1557 nt
Organism: Gregarina niphandrodes
Lineage: Eukaryota; Apicomplexa; Conoidasida; Eugregarinorida; Gregarinidae
Product: saccharopine dehydrogenase
Exons: 1
Coding region: 1-1557 (518 amino acids)
Biological process (GO): glycolipid biosynthetic process
Cellular component (GO): lipid droplet; plasma membrane; mitochondrion
Source: RefSeq, a predicted model, not a curated record